This is a messenger RNA of Schistosoma turkestanicum, 411 nucleotides long. NCBI's taxonomy places the organism in Eukaryota, Metazoa, Platyhelminthes, Trematoda, Strigeidida, Schistosomatidae. The record is from the annotation of a GenBank genome assembly.
UAUAAAAAUUUAAUCAGUGAACUAUUGGAUGAAGCAAGACGUAAAGAUCCAAGUUUACCAUCAAUGAUUAAACCAAAAAAUGCUGAUUAUCAUGUGGAUUUUUAUGGUUUCAAGCAUAGUUAUUUAAAUGAAACAAGUAUCAUUCAUUAUAGUUGUCAACAAUUGUACAAUUUUUAUACACGUCAAUUGUCAGGUGGUGAUGAGAAUUUCUAUCGUUGGACUGAAUUGUUAACACAUGCUAAUAGAGAAUUAACAAGAGCUGAUUUAGAAGUUCUAUGUCGUUCCGGUAUACCAAUUCAAUAUCGUGAAGGUGUAUGGCGUAUGUUAAUUCAUGGGGAAUUACAUCAAUUAAUGCAAAUUAAAGGACCAUUAUAUUAUAAUGGACUAUUAGAAGAAUUUAGUGAAAAUACA